Molecule: messenger RNA, 2781 nt
Organism: Naegleria gruberi
Lineage: Eukaryota; Heterolobosea; Eutetramitea; Acrasida; Naegleriidae
Exons: 2
Coding region: 1-2781 (926 amino acids)
Biological process (GO): protein processing
Molecular function (GO): metal ion binding
Source: RefSeq, a predicted model, not a curated record
AUGGAUAAUCAGAAUGAUCAAAAUAAUUUCUUUAGUAUUUCUUUUAAAACACCUCCUAAAGAUGAUACAGGUUUAACUCACAUUUUAGAACAUUUAGUAUUGUGUGGAUCAAAGAAGUUUCCAGUGAGAGAUGCCUUCUUUUCAAUGUUAAAGAGAUCAAUGUCAACUUAUAUGAAUGCUUGGACAGCUGCUGACAUUACAUCCUAUCCAUUCGGAACUUUAAACGAAAAGGAUUAUUAUAAUUUAAUGCAAAUUUAUUUGGAUGCUGUUUUUAAUCCAUUAUUGAGAGAAUUGGAUUUUUCACAGGAAGGGCACAGAUAUGAAUUUGAAGAGGAAAAUAUUCAGUCCAAUUUAACAUUUAAAGGAGUUGUUUACAAUGAAAUGCAAGGAGUUGUUGGAGAUGCCAAUAAUUUCUUUUCAUUUGAGAUGAAUAGACUCUUAUUUGAGAAAUUCAAGGCAUUGAAUAAUAGUUUUGAAUUUCUCCAUGGCUAUUCUGUAAAUUAUGGAGGAGAGCCAAGAAAUAUCAUUGAUUUAAAAUAUGAAGAAUUGGUGGCUUAUCACAAGAAAUAUUAUGCGCCAAAUAAUGCUCUAGUUUUCACAUAUGGAAAUCUUCCUCUCACUAAUCACUUGGACUUCUUCAAGAAUGAAAAGAUUUUGGAUCAAUUUGGAGAGAUGGAAUAUGUAAAGAGUGUUCAGGAAGAGCUUAAACAAGUCAAGGAUUUCCAAGUGCAGCCAUACACUACUGAAAUUAUUUAUACUGAAGGUCCAGAGGAAAGUAUAGUUCACAACCCAGAAAAACAAUUGAAGUAUUCAAUGACAUUUUUUAUGAAUAGACCAAUUGAUGGAUAUUUUGAAACAUUUUGUUUGCAAAUUAUUGAUCUUUUACUGUUAGAUAAUCCAAGAGGUCCACUUUAUCAAACCAUCAUUGAAUCCAAGUUGGCUCCUAGAUUUAUUUCCAUCACUGGUUAUGAAAAGACUGAUCUUUUAAGGAAACAAACAGCAUUCAUAAUUGGAGUAACAGAUGUAGGAGAAUCUGAUAUUCCACUCAUUGAAAAUGCAAUUAAUCAAACUCUUGAAAAGAAUAUUAAAUUAUUGAGAACUCAAGUUAGAGAAAAUCCAAACUUUUUCCAAAAUUUGAUGAGAAAAUACUUUAGAAAAGAUAACUCAUUUAGUGUUGUUAUGAGACCUAAUAAGAUGCAUUUGGAUAAAUUUAAAGAAUUUGAGAGAGAAAAACUCAAAUCAAUUGAACGAUCCAUGAGUGAACAGGAAAGGACUAACACACUCUCACAAGCUAUCACACUCAAAAAUCAUCAAAGUGCUGAAAAGCUGAAGGAUGUUGAUUCCAUUUUGCCUUCACUAAAUAUUAAUGACAUUAGACCAAAGAUUCUCUACUCAAUUGAUCCACAUGUUAAAGAAUUCACUAUUCAUGGUAGAAAAGUAUCCCUUUUCAUUCAACAUACAAAUGGCCUUGUCCACUUCAGUUUGGAUUUUGAUUUGUGGGAUGGAGAACAUAUCAGUAUCAGUGAUGAUAGCUCAAUUGACCUUUUACCAUUUUUCACAUAUAGUAUAACCAAGAUGGGUACAAAAUAUUUGGAUAAGAAGGAAUUGUCUGAAAAGAUUGGAUUAUAUACUGGCGGAAUUUCAUCAAGCGUUUACAUGACACCAAGAUAUAAUACAGCUAAUCAUGUCAAUAACUUAGGAAGAUUUGGAUUGGAAUUUGACUCUGAGAGUACUUUGGAAAAUUUCCCAACUCUUUUGAACUUGAUAGAUGAUAUUAUCAAUAGUCCAAGAUUUGUUGAUGUUGAAUAUUUGGAAAGAUUAUUUGAAGAAUACUCAACUUCAAUUAGUGAAUCUUUGACUCAAAAUGGAAAUGAAUUCUCUCAAUCCUACUCUUCUUCAUUCUUGAGUGAUUACUCUAAAUUGAGUGAAAGAAUAAGUGGUAUUUCUCAUUUCCUAUUUAUCAAAGAUUACAAAGAAAAGCAUGCCAAUAAUUUGCCUGAAGUUUUACUUGAAGAUAUGAAAAAGAUUUUACGUCACGUAUUCAAGAAUGUCUCCGUUGCCAUUACAACAGAACCUGAAAAUAUUGAGAGUGUCAAAACAAAUCUCAUUCCAUUCCUUCAACAGUUUGAAUUUACAGAUAUUGGAAAGAAGCAUUCAUUCAAAACGACGACACAAGAAAAGGAGGAAAAGAGCAAGACAUUUAUUGGAUUGAAUUUCCCUGUCAAUUAUGCAUCUAUUAGCAUGUUUGUUAACACCACAUAUUAUGAAAAGGAUGCAGCAUCUCUCUCAGUUUUUUCCACAUUUUUAUUCCCAAUACUCCAUAAAGAAAUCAGAGAAAAGGGAGGAGCUUAUGGACAAAACUCUAGAGUGAGUGUAGGAGAUCAGACAUUUUCAUUCUUUACGUACAGAGAUCCACAAACCUAUAAUUCAAUUCAAGUAUUUAGAAAGGUCAUUUCCAACAUUUGUGAAGGCAAUGAAACAGAAAUUACCGAAAAGGAAUUAUUUGAAUCUAAAUUGUCCAUGUUCAAGAGAUUAGAUAAGCCAAUUGAACCUCACUCUUUAUUUACAACAAGAUAUUUAUAUGAUAUUUCAGAUGAAAUGAGACAGAAUUAUAGAACAAAUCUUAUUAAUGUUUCUGUGCAUGAUUUGUACUCUGUAUGCAAAAAGUACUUGUUGAAUCCAGACUUGUAUCAUGUUACCAUUGUUGGAAAUGAGCAAAAAAUUGAUACUGACUUGACGGAUAGAAAUGAGUGGGAAAUUAUCAAGAUUAGUUCAAAAUAA